Messenger RNA from Tuber melanosporum (Perigord truffle), 1598 nucleotides. RefSeq lists its product as uncharacterized. Gene Ontology annotation, molecular function: GTP binding; translation elongation factor activity; GTPase activity. Gene Ontology annotation, cellular component: cytosol; ribonucleoprotein complex. Lineage: Eukaryota; Fungi; Ascomycota; Pezizomycetes; Pezizales; Tuberaceae. Gene Ontology annotation, biological process: translational elongation. The coding region runs from base 1 to 1398 and encodes 465 amino acids. The transcript has 2 exons. The record is from RefSeq and is a predicted model, not a curated record.
AUGCUGUACGUCUCCAAGAUGGUACCGACGUCCGAUAAGGGCCGUUUCUACGCCUUCGGUCGUGUCUUCGCUGGUACCGUCAAGUCCGGUCUUAAGGUCCGCAUUCAAGGCCCUAACUACACUCCCGGCCGCAAGGAGGACCUGUUCAUCAAGGCUAUUCAGCGCACAAUUCUCAUGAUGGGUCGUUAUAUCGAGCCUAUUGAGGACGUCCCAGCCGGUAACAUUGUCGGUCUGGUUGGUGUUGACCAGUUCUUGCUUAAGUCUGGUACUCUCACCACUUCCGAGACUGCCCACAAUUUGAAGGUCAUGAAGUUCUCUGUAUCCCCCGUCGUCCAGGUUGCCGUCGAGGUCAAGAACGCCAACGACUUGCCCAAGUUGGUUGAAGGUCUUAAGCGCCUCUCCAAGUCCGACCCUUGUGUCUUGACUUACAUCUCGGAGUCUGGUGAGCACAUCGUUGCCGGUGCCGGUGAAUUACAUUUGGAGAUUUGCUUGAAGGAUCUUGAGGAAGAUCAUGCGGGUAUCCCGUUGAAGAUUUCUCCUCCUGUCGUCUCGUAUCGUGAGACUGUUGCCGGCAAUUCGAGCAUGACCGCCUUGUCAAAGUCACCCAACAAGCACAACCGUCUCUACGUCGCUGCUACCCCGCUUGACGAGGAGGUUGCUAAGGAUAUCGAAGCCGGGAAGAUUGGUCCCCGUGAUGACUUCAAGGCCCGUGCAAGAAUCCUUGCUGACGAACACGGAUGGGAUGUUACUGAUGCCCGUAAGAUUUGGUGUUUCGGUCCUGACACCAGUGGCGCCAACUUGCUCGUUGACAUGACUAAGGCCGUACAAUACCUCAACGAAAUCAAGGAUUCCGUCGUUUCUGGGUUCCAGUGGGCUACCCGUGAAGGCCCUAUCGCCGAGGAGCCUAUGAGAAGUGUCCGUUUUAACGUGCUCGACGUUACUCUGCACGCUGAUGCUAUCCAUCGUGGCGGUGGGCAGAUCAUCCCGACUGCUCGUCGUGUCCUGUAUGCUGCUACGCUGCUCGCUCAGCCUGGCCUGUUGGAACCCAUCUACCUUGUCGAGAUCCAGGUUCCUGAGCAAGCGAUGGGUGGUAUCUAUGGUGUCCUGACCCGAAGAAGAGGUCACGUUUUCUCUGAGGAGCAGCGUCCUGGUACCCCUCUGUUCAACGUCAAGGCUUACUUACCUGUCAACGAGUCCUUCGGUUUCACCGCCGACCUUCGUUCGCACACUGGCGGGCAAGCUUUCCCCCAGUCUGUGUUUGACCAUUGGGCCGUCCUUCCUGGUGGUUCGCCUCUUGACGUCACCACUAAACCGGGUCAGAUUGUCCAGGAGAUGCGCAAACGCAAGGGUAUCAAAGCUGAGGUUCCCGGCAUUGAGAACUACUAUGACAAACUCUAAGCAAAUUAAAAAAAAGGGAAAAGGGGAAAUUCUCAACGGCGAUACGAGGGUUGGUAUUUCUUUAACUGGGUUUUCUUAUGUUUGUUUUCCAAUUGGUUCUUGUUCAUUUAGUGUUACAAUAAGCUAGGUCUUUCAUAUUCUAGUAACCGUCGUUGUCAAAUAAAGGGACGGAAGACCCCCAAUUAUGGGGUCUCAUACUA